Molecule: messenger RNA, 4325 nt
Organism: Microcebus murinus (gray mouse lemur)
Lineage: Eukaryota; Metazoa; Chordata; Mammalia; Primates; Cheirogaleidae
Gene: PPP1R3G
Product: protein phosphatase 1 regulatory subunit 3G
Biological process (GO): regulation of glycogen biosynthetic process
Cellular component (GO): protein phosphatase type 1 complex
Molecular function (GO): glycogen binding; protein phosphatase 1 binding
Source: RefSeq, a predicted model, not a curated record
AGCGCCCAGGGGGAGCUCGCCUGACCGAGGCAGGCUUCCGAGUGGGACUGGAGCCGGGGCGCCCCGAAGUUUGGGGAAGGCAGGAGCAGCGGGGAAGGGAUGCGCUCCGGCUCUGGCAGCGCGGGACAGGCCUCCUUCCAGCCUCCUGGCAGGCAAGUUUUCCCCAGCUGCGCGCUGCCCCGGGGACUCCGCAGGCCGAGGCGACAGCCGAAAGCAGACCGCCGGGUGACCCUCCGGUGGGCAGGUUCGUCAGGCCACCUUCAUAGGCAGGAAGACUCUGUCCACGCUCGGGUCUCAGAAAGUUGAGCGCGCGCUCUCCACACCAGACGCGGGACAGACGCGAGCCCCGCGGGGGCGGCGGGGGGCGGGGGUAACACGGAGCCUGCGACCUGCAGGAAGUCGUCUCCCGAGCACUUUCUACCCGAGCACUCGGGAACUCGCUUCCAGGUGUUCCGGCGUCCGCGCCUCCCCGCCCCCGGCCCUCCCCCGUGGCGGGCAGGUUCAACUCCGAGGCGGUGUCGCCUGGGAGCCGGCCCCAGCCCCGCAUCCUCCUCCCACUCCGCCCGGCAGCGGCAGCUAAAAGCCCGCGCGGCUGCAAAGUGGAACUGCGUUCUCGUCCCGAGCCCGGGCCGACUCGCCGCGGGGCGGAAGAGCUGGAGCUGAGCUGUGCGCUCCUCAAAGGCGCGAGGAGUUAAGUCUCCGGAGGAGUCUUGAGUCCGCGCUCGCGCCCGGACAAGUCCUGGGGCAGGACGGCGUCAUGGAGCCCUCCAGGGCGCAGCUGCUAAGUUCGGAGGCGCCGGAAUCAGCACCCUCCGGAGAGUCCCCGCCGGACGAGGAGCUGCCCUCUACGGAGGUCCUCUGCUUGGAGGGUGGGGAGGAAGGCGGUGGCACAACGGAGGCCGGGCACCCUGACGCUCGGCUAGGGGACAGGCCCCUCUCCCAGAAGGAAGAGAGUGCCCCCCAGGAGCAGGAGGAGCUGCUGGAGUGCCGCCGGCGCGGCCGCGGUGCGCGCUCCUUUUCCCUGCCGGCCGAGCCCAUACUGCAGGCGGCCAAGUUUCUGCAGCAGCAGGCCUUGGGCUUAGGCGGCGAGGACGCAGAGGGGGCUGAGGACGCGCCGCACAGCCUCGGAGGCUGCUGCGCCAAAUGCAAAAAGCGGGUGCAGUUCGCGGACACACUGGGGCUGAGCCUGGCCAGCGUGAAGCACUUCAGCGAGGCCGAAGAGCCGCAGGUGCCGCCCGCCGUGCUCUCGCGCCUCCGCAGCUUCCCCAUGCGGGCCGAGGACUUGGAGCAGCUGGGGGGCCUGCUGGCCCCGGCGCCUGCGGCCGCGCCCCUCUCCGCGCCGCCUCCCGGGCUCCGGCCGCUCUUCCAGCUCCCCGGGCCGAGCGCCGCGGCCGAGCGCCUGCGGCGGCAGCGUGUGUGCCUGGAGCGCGUGCAGUGUUCGGUGCCCUGGAGCGCGGAGGUGAAGGGCUCGGGCCGGGUGCUCGGCUGCCCCGGGCCGAGGGCCGUGACCGUGCGCUACACCUUUACCGAGUGGCGCUCCUUUCUGGACGUGCCAGCCGAGCUGCAGUGCGAGUCCCUGGAGCCUCAGCAGCCAGAGGCGCCGGCGGGCGUCUCCGGGCCAGAGUCCGAGGAUGCGGAGAAAGAGCCGGGCGCCGAGCGCUUCCACUUCUCCCUGUCCCUGCCCCCGAGCCUGCCGUCCGAGGACGAGGAGGACGCGGACGCGCGCGGCGUGGCCGUCCACUUCGCUGUCUGCUACCGCUGCGCGCAGGGCGAGUACUGGGACAACAACGCGGGGGCCAACUACACGCUGCGCUACACGCGCCCAGCCGAGGCGCCCUGAGCCCCAGCGAGCGCUUUGAAGGUGGGGCAGCCCUCCCGCGGGACUUGCAGGCACGCCUUGCAGAGCGUUGUGGAUCUGGCGUGAGGGGAGCGUAGAGGGAAAAGAGGAAGCCGCCGAGCCAUAAACUCGCGCCCCAGGCCGACCCCUGAGCGAGUUUAGUGAGCCCCGGCGAAGCUCCAAACGUCUCUGACCACUUGUACUUCCCUAGACGGCCUCUAGGAUGCCCAGCGUGCGUCGGAAUGGGAAGACAUCGCCUUGGCCCCAGCAGUAACUUUAGCCAAGAAAAAGACUCGCGACUCUUGAGCGUGGUCCUAAGACCUUGGGAUCCGUUUUUAACUCUACGUGUCGUACGUGAGCCCUUGCAGCGUGCUGGAGACCCCGGGUAAAGGACAAGCGUCCUGACACCGUGCACUAAGGGAAGGCGCCCCGCUGUGGCGCCGGAGGCACCUCUGCACCCUGGCCUAUUUCUCAGAGAAGACCGCGUGGGGGCUGGGCCAGGUCCUUUUCUUUUUGCUGGGAUCUGGGAAACGUUCACCCAGACUUAAUGUUAUUUACUUGUGCGGUUGUGUACAAAUGUCCUUUAAAAAAGUAAAGGCCACUUGCACACUGUUUUACACUGUACUUUGUAUUUUACUCCGUGCGUUUGGGGGAGGCCUUGGCAGUCAGGUGGUCUGUGGCAGCUGAUGACGGGUGUACUUUAACCGUUGUUAAACAACAGUAUUUACAAAGUUCUUUUCUUUAAUUCCUCUUCUCUGAUGUGGAAGGGCUCAGAUUUCCCAUAGUGGGCUAAAAUGUAGAAAGCAUUCUGUCCCCCACCAAAAUAAGAUGUUUGGUGAAUUGAAAUGCCAGAGUAACCUGGUAGGCCUUGGCUGUGAGCUGCCAGAGCCAGGACACACAGCCCAGCCCCCUUUGUGUAGACGGAUCACACAGCAGUGUAGACUCCUGCUGGGCCAUUAGCAGUCAGGGAAGCUGGGCUCCUAGUCUCUGGACUCUAGUGCAGGGGGUGGGGGAUGGAACUGUGGCUUUCUGUUCCGCUCAGCCACUGCCGGGAGUGGUGACUUGAGGGAUGCUGAAAUGUGCCCAGCAAGCCAAUGCUGCUCAGACCCAGAUGGCACCCUGCCCUGGCAGGACGGUGGUGCAGGGUCUGGACCGCCUCUCCUCGCUGCUGCUGGCUGUGGACACCAAGAGGGUGUGGCUGGGCAUGAGCCGCAAGUGGCCAUCCCGGGUGACCAUGCUGUUCCUCACCCCUUGGUCAUACCUUAGUAAUUCACCUUUUUAAAUAAAGUCUUCCUAUCUCCCAGCACAUGGCUAAGCAGUUACUUUUGGGAUAGUAGUCUUUAAGGAGGGACAGUUUCACUGUUUCCCUAUAGAACAGUGAUUGGCCUGCUACAGCCCAGGGGCCAAAUUUGGCCCAUAGCCUGUUCCUGUAGGGCUUGUGACCUGAGAAUGGCUUUUACAUUUUUAAAUAGUUGAACAAAUUUCAAAAGAAGAAUACUAUUUUGUGACACACGAGAAUUAUAUGAAAUUCAAAUUUCAGUGUUCCUAAAUAAGUUUUACUGGAAUGCGGCCAUGCACAUUCAUUUAUGUAUUCUCUGCAGCUUUCAUGCCACAACACAGAGUUGAGUAGACGCAGCAGAGACCAUAUGGCAAAGUAUAAAAUAUUUACUGUCUGGCCCUUCAUAGAAAGUUUGCCAACCCCUACUCUAGAGAAGUAGUAUUUUUUAAAAAACACUAUAUGCUGAGAAUUAUAAUUAAUAAAGCAGUUAAACUUUGAAUUUUGCCACUUUAAAUAAACCUCCCUGGGGUAGAGGAAAAACCGUUGCCAUUACUCUCAGUAAUCUUGUUCAAAAUAAACACUAAGACACCAAAGUACAAUUAUACUGGGGAGGGGAAUCCACCUGCUACCUUCUUGCACCUAAGAAAUAAUAACAAAUCAGUGUAACUGAAAUAUAGCACCCAUCUGAAUUAGCUUCACACUACAAAACUGCCAGGUAUUUUUGUGCCUUAGAAUGUGUCUUACACUUUAAAAAUAUUUAGUUUGAACUUUGGUUUGGGGACUUCCCUUUGACUAUGGCAGUCUGUCCACAGAGUCUGUCCACAGGCAGCCGGGCCACAGCUCGCCUGCUUCCCUGUAGCAGCUGGGAGUGGGGCAGUUGUCACCCAGGAACCGCGGCUGUAGGGGCAGGCGGCUCUCCAUCCUGACCACCCCUCACCUGCAGCAACCUCCCGCCUGCCCUGACCCGGCAUGAGGGCUUCCGGGAAUGCUGUGGCUCUUGAUCCUGCCCACAAGGUGUCUACUCACAGCGAAGCAGUCCCUUCCUGCUCAUGUUUCUGAAAAUUAACUGAUAGUGAGAAAUUUUAAAAAUAAUUUAUCGACAGAAAUCCAUCAGGAGUUUAUGAGUAAUAAUUUAUACUUGGAGUUAAGCAGACUUUUAAAAAUGGUCACAUUGAUGAAAUAAUGAAUACUUAACUCACAUGUGCUUAU